Vitrella brassicaformis is the source of this 4102-nucleotide messenger RNA. Lineage: Eukaryota; Vitrellaceae. The record is from the annotation of a GenBank genome assembly.
GGGAAAGGGGCUUGUGGGCGGUAUCGUGUGGGCAGCGCAUAUCGAUAUCAGAUCUCGCGAUGGUGGCUCCCGCGAAGUCCUCUUAUCCGAUGCUGUCAGUGGCUGAAGGGCUGCAGCACGUGAUGGAGGCAGUCAAGAAGAGAGGCCCCGCCACGACUGACACCGUGGCCAUCCAGUCGGCGUUCGGACGCACCCUGGUCACAAAGGAAGAUCACAGACGGAGAUGGCCGGAUCACACUUUGCAGUGUGUGCAAGGGUCCGUUCUUCUGCUUGUGUGUGUGUGACAGGCGGAGGACGUGACGGCUCCGUUCCCCCAUCCCGCAUUCCCUGCAUCCAUCGUGGUGAGCCAACACGCACUCAGCGAACGACGUGAGCUGCUUAUGUGUGAUGGUGUCUGUCUGUGUGGGGUGGUCAAUCCAUCCAUCCAUCAGGACGGCUAUGCACUUCACUUGGGAGGGAGUGGAUCAGGUAGGCAAAGAGAGGGCUGGCCGCCUUCAGCACUGUCAAACGACUUGAUCGUCUGAUCCUUGGUUUGUGUCAGCAGCGUAUUCCGUCGUCAGCGAGAGCUUUGCCGGCGCCGAGGGGAUCGUUACGCUCAAGCCCGGUGAGAGAGAGGUGUGUCUGCGAGGGCAGCGCGAGAUGGCCCAUACCUCCCUGUGUCUGUCCGUGUUGUGCAGGCGAGGCAUCUUACAUCACGACGGGCGCGAAAGUGCCAGACGGCGCAACCGCUGUGGUGAGUGCAGUGCGAGAUCCAAUGCGGAAAGACCCCAGCCAGUUGCCCAUCCUCCACGUGUGUGUAUGGGUGUCAAUCACUUCCCGCUCAGGUGCCUGUGGAGCAGUGCAGUGUGGACAAGCAGACGGUGACCAUCCUGACCUGUGAGUGAGCAGAGGGCACUCAUUUCUGUGUCUGUGGACUGACUGCGUGCCAUGUGUACGCCUAUGUGAAUGGCCAGGCGAUGUGAGUGCGGGUCAGAACAUCCGCCCGGUGGGGUCUGACAUCCCGCAGGGCACUGUCGUACUCAACAAGGGGCUCAAGAUGGGAAGCGCUGAAAUCGGUACGCAGUGGGAUGUGUGUAUGCUAUGCUAUGAGCUGCUCAUCCUUGCUUGCCGUGUGCUGGUGUGCGUGCGGUGCGCCAUGCAGGUGUGUGCUGCACUGUGGGUAAGGCCUCUGUGCUCGUCUACCGGCCUCCAAGGAUCGCCAUCCUCUCCACAGGUGGGUGGGUGGCUGGGGAUGGCACACCACAAGGGUCACACGGCCAUGAGUCCAGACCUGGGUGCUCCUUUCCUUUGCUCCCACAAUAGGCAAUGAGGUUGUUUCCAUCGGCAACCAGGCAUCGCUGCGCAGCGGGCAGAUAUUCGACAGCAACGGGCCCAUGCUCAAGGCACAGGUGGAGGGCGAUGGCGCAGUCGUGACGGAGCUCACGCACCUCAACGACGACAAGGUGGGCAAAGGAGGAAGGUUACGCAUGGGAACGCACUCACGGUGUAUGUGUUGGUCUGUCAGGGUGUGAUCGGGGAGUAUUUCCGGAAGCAGCAGGAGAGUGAUGUGGACAUCAUCAUCACGACCGGAGGAGUCAGGUGACUCACACAAACAGAACAGACAGAGAGUGUGCGAGCGAACGCAACAAUCAAUCGUGUGAUGUGAUGCCUGUGUCUGUCCAGCAUGGGUCGGAGUGACUACGUCAAGCCCCUGCUCGAAGAGAUGGGCCAAGUCAUCUUCGGGAGACUCAACCUCAAACCAGGCAAACCAGCUGACAAUGAAUGGCACACACAUCACACCACUGCACACCUAUACAUCUGCCAUCCCCAAUGACAGGCAAGCCGACGACGUACGGCCACCUGCCGUCCAAGGGGCGUCCAGAAAGCCCCAUCCAGGUGUUCGCCCUGCCCGGCAACCCCGUGUCUGUGUGGGUGACGUACCACCUUUUUGUGGUGCCCGUGAUGCGAGCCAUGCAGGGAGGUGAGCAGAGGGGAGAGAAGAGAUGCUAUUCUCAGUGUCUCACUCACCUCAUUCGUGUGUGUGUGUGUGUGUGUGUGAUUUUGUGUUUCAGUGGAUGUGGGUGCGGUAGGGUGGCCGUGUGUGGAUGUCGAGGUGCAGCAGGACCUGCAGCUGGACAAGGAGCGACCCGAGUACCACCGCUGCGUCGUCUAUGCGGAGGACACGGCACCAUCAUGGGGCAGACGGAAGCUCAAAGCCAUCUCCACCGGACACCAGGUCCGCGCCCUCCGCAAUGGUGACGCCCAACAGACGCCUUUGUUGUUCAUCAGAUCUCCAGUCGCCUGUUGAGCUCUGUGGGUGCGAACGGCCUACUGCAACUGCCGGCGCAGAAGGACACCAAGGGCAGCAAGAUCCCCCGGGGCUCCACCAUCUCGGCUUUGCUCAUCGGUGCCAUCGCCAGUGUGCCCCCGCCGAUGGAGGUGCCGCCGGUGCCCUCAGGCCCCGUGUGCAAGUGCGGCAUGGUUCACGAGGAAGGGACGCCACACGCACACCAGACCAACGGAACCAAGCCCAAGCCGACGGCGGCAGUGCAUCCGAGUUUGGUUCAUGCCGCUGUGAGUGAGAGAGAUGACAAAGGAGAUGGGCAGAUGCGAUGCGACGCAAGGCGGAUAUGGUUGCUCUGUUGAUUGAAAUCAGAGUGCUGGCGCGCCAAUGCCCAAGGACGGUGCCGGAUACUCGGCUGCAGUGCUGGUCUGCUCGGACCGCUGCAGCAGGGGGGAGGCAGAGGACAGAUCAGGGGUGAGCUCAGCUGAGCUCGGCUCACACACACAAAAGAGAGAGCCCCAUCUGUCUGUCGACGAGUCAUGCAUGUCUGCCUGCCUCCCUGUGUGUGCACGUGUGUGUGCAGCCCGUUGCUGUCGAGUACCUGAGCGAGCAUGCGGGGUUCCCCCUGACGGUCCACGAGCUGGCCAUCGUGCCGGACGAGAUCGACGCCAUACGCACACAAGUCAACAAAUGGUACACACAGAUGUCUGUCCGGGCGGGGAUGGAGGGAGGAAGGCAUUGGUCUGGUCGAGCCGUGAUGUGUGUGUGUGUGUGUGUGUAGGGUGUCCGAGGGCAUGCAGCUGAUCGUCACAUCGGGCGGCACCGGAUUCGCCGUAAGUGAAGUGCCUGCACCCAUUCUAUAUUUCAUUCUGUGUGUUGCUGCGCUGAUUGGUCAGCCCCGCGACCGCACCCCCGAGGCGUUGGAGCCGCUGUUUGACCGCCGAUGCCAUGGGCUCACGCACCAGAUGAUGGACGCAAGCCUCCAGGUACACACGGCCUACAUCACUCACAUCUCAUCCAUGUGUGUGCGUCGGAAUGACGUGUGUGUAUGCCUUUGGCGCAGGCGACGCCGACUGCAGGCCUCUCCCGGCUGACUGCAGGGAUUAUCAAACUCACGUAUGUACGAUAAGAUCGCCAGCGGCAGCAGCAAACGAUUGAAGGGACAGCCACCUGUUUGUUCUCUUCAUGUCUGCCGUGUGCUGUGUUGGCUGCCCAGGUUGGUCCUGGCUCUUCCCGGUUCACCCAAAGCGGUAAGUGAGUGAGUUGAACAACACGCGGCACGUGGCAGGCCGUUUGUGUGGUGUGUGUGUCUGUGUGUCCUGUCUGCCUGUGUGUGUCAGGUGCGGGAGUGUCUGGACGCCGUCAAGGUGCCCCUGCCACAUGCUCUGAGGCUCAUCAACUCCUGAGUAGUGAGUCAAGGCGACAGAGAGCUUUUCUGUGAGUGGGAGUUUUUGCCACCUGUCCAUCAUGCCGGUGUUGGUGCAUACGUAUCAGUAGACAGGGAAAAAGGUGUGCGGUGUCCUCCGUGUGUGUGUUUGCGUGUUCGUGCACUCGAAAAGAGUCGGUGGACGAAUCAGUGUCAAGUGUGUCGAAAGAGCAGCCCAGUGUGUGUGAUUGUGGUGGUCAAUGACACACGCAGGAAUGGAUGGAUGGAUGGAUGGAUAAUGGACCAACAAUCGCAGAAUGACUAAUAAGACACAUACACGACUGAAAUCGCAUUGCUCACACACACACGAAGUGACACACACACACACACGAAGUGACAUGGAUGGCAUGCUCGCGCGCGGCGGGCCCUUGACGGAUGGCUGAGCAGAUGGAUGGCUGAACGGAUGGCUGGCC